ACUUUUCCCACCGCUGAUAUUUUAUGGGCGUAGCCCAGUCGCAUGUUUUCGCAGCAAAUGAUAUGACGUUGCCGUUUCCAUGUUUUUGUCAAGCUUGGACAGCGCAUUCCUUGAAACUGUGGACCAUAAACGAUCUUUAACUCCAACUUGGCCAGCCAGGUGUUGUAGACAGUGUGGUGUGGCGUCAGUGCACCCCAGCCUGGGUGCAAUGUUCCUCAGCUCCACAUGAGCUCUACUAUGUGGUACAUCAUGCAAUCUAUUCAAAGUAAAUAUUCCCUGUCCGAGCGGCUCAUCCGCACCAUUGCUGCCAUACGCUCUUUCCCACACGACAAUGUGGAGGAUCUUAUUCGAAGGGGAGCUGAUGUGAACCGUAUGCACGGCACUCUGAAGCCCUUGCACUGUGCCUGUAUGGUGGCGGAUGCCGACUGUGUCGAGUUGUUGUUGGAGAAAGGAGCAGAGGUGAAUGCCCUGGACGGCUACAACCGCACAGCGCUGCACUACGCAGCAGAGAAGGACGAGGGCUGUGUGGAACUCCUCCUAGAGUACGGGGCCCAGCCCAAUGCAUUGGACGGCAACAAGGACACCCCACUACACUGGGCGGCCUUCAAGGACAACCCUGAGUGCGUCAGGGCUCUGCUGGAGAGCAGUGCCUGCCCCAACGCACGAGACUACAACAAUGACACUCCGUUAAGCUGGGCCGCCAUGAAAGGCAACCUAGAGAGUGUGAGGGUUCUGUUAGAAUACGGAGGCCAGGUCCAUGUUACUAACCUAAAAGGCCAGACACCCAUCUCUCGCCUGGUGGCCCUACUUGCCAGGGGCCUGGGGGCAGAGCAGGAGGAGGAGUGUCUGGAGCUGCUGUAUAAGGCAGCGGGGAGGUUUGAGAUCCGCCGGGCAGAUGGUACCUUACCCAGGGAGCUCAGUAAGGAUCCCCAGCUCCUGGCCAAGCUGACCAGUAUGGUGGCUGAAGCACCGACGCUACGCGCGCUGUCUCGGUGUGCUGUCAGACAGAGCCUGGGGGUGAGAUUCCUCCCCACUGCAGUCAAAGAGCUGCCUUUACCAGAGUCGGUCAAAGAGUACUUACUGCUGAGAGACUGAACUUACAGGGGGUGGGACUAGAGGUGACAGGAUGUUUAAUCACUAUCAAUCGUAUUCAGACUGGAAAUCUGUGCUUAGCUCAAAUUAGCUCAGAGUUGCACGCACCUAUCUCACCUAUUUAACAGUUUAUGAUGCAUAUAUUCUGACAUUUCUCCGUAAUGAGGAAUGAUGUUGAUUCUAGAUAGUAUGAGGUGUUGUAGGCAGUCCAAAAGGUCACAAUGAGAAGAGGAAGUACUUAGUUCUUAUGUGGUUGUGUGUGUAAAAUUUGAGUGAUUCGCUUUUUCUCAGUGCUUCCCUCUCCGUCAGUGGGUCUGCAGAAUCAGCCUUGCAAUCCCAAAAAACAUAGUGUAAAAUAUGGAAUUGCAUUUCAUUCAAUGUUGCAUUUCAUAAUAAUUGAGUAUAAUCACUCUUCAUGUUACAAAAUAAUAGAAAAUUGUAGAUUACAAUUAAAAUCACUAAUAUAUUAUAGAGAUCAGUGUGCUGGGUAAUGUUGUUACAUAAUGUUGAUUAACAGAUAUGUGACUGUUAUACAAAAUCAUCUGUAUCAUAUAGCACUUCCUGGCAGGAUUGGGGUCAAUUCUGAAUAAAGUUGCGAAUUGGUGUUUAAUUCCAUUCUUGAAUUUGAAUUGGCCACACCCCACAGGAAUUAUUAUAACACAGGAAUUAUUAUUAUUAUAAUUACAGUGGUUUGGAAUAUUGUAAGAUCAUUUUGAAGGUUGUCUAUAAUAAUUAAAAUUCACUUACAUGUUAUUAGAUAAAAUAAAAAUGUUUUCCAGAAUGCAUUAGCUCAACCACUCAGAACAUCUCAUGACAAAAAUACAAACAUCUGUGAGUUAUAAUAAAGCAAAUAUUUGAAAUGGUAUCUGUAUUCUUCAGUAAGAGGUGGCAGAUGCUUCUGGCAAAAUAUUUGUCAAAGGAAUGAAACUUGAUAUUUCAUAUCUAAUUUUGAAUUGGUUUUUAAUUGAAUUCUACUUUAAUUCAAAUUCUGCUUCCUGUCGUGUGUGGCGAAUUCGAAUUUCAAUUUGUGUGGCGAAUUUCAAUUGACCCCAACCCUGCAUCCUGGACUAAAUAUAUGGGUAUGCCAGCCGGUCAAAUAUAUGUGUCAAAAUGUGAUUUGCUAUUUGUGUUAGCUAUACACUGUACCUUUUCCAUUCAAAAAUGUGUAUGUUGGCUUAUUUUAGUUGAGGUAUGCUGAUGUACAGCCAACUAUAGAUAUUUUUUCUAUAGAACCUAGGUAAAGUUUUAUUUUAUAAUUUUUACAUCAGGAUUUUCCAUGGUGCUUUUUAUGGUCCAAAACUUUGUGCACCACAGAUUUAAAUGUGACCAUAAACAAUGUAACCAGCAAACCAUAUAAAGGUAUUUUUCAAAAUUGUUUAUUUUAGGCAAAAGCUUUCAGUAAUUGUAGAAAUUGUCAUAGUGGCAUGAAUUUGGAUGUUUUUUAAAAUUGUAUUUAAAAUAUAUAAACUAUAGAAGCUUUGACCAAUGUACUUUAGUUUGUAGUGAAACUCAAGUGACACAUUUUUGACAGUUGUUUAAUGUGUUUGUUUCUGUUUGCUUGUUUGCCAGGUGUGUACAUGCAUAACAUUGAUAGUUAAUUUGGUUCUCUUAGACACCAAUGUAAACCUACAAAGUGCAUUUUUCUGUUAAAUAAUGGGAAAAAAAUAAGUAAACGCCUUCCCUUAUACUA
Messenger RNA from Oncorhynchus tshawytscha (Chinook salmon), 2782 nucleotides. RefSeq names its product ankyrin repeat and SOCS box containing 8 (gene asb8). The record is from RefSeq and is a predicted model, not a curated record. Gene Ontology annotation, biological process: intracellular signal transduction. The coding region runs from base 226 to 1095 and encodes 289 amino acids. Gene Ontology annotation, molecular function: protein binding. The transcript is spliced from 4 exons. NCBI's taxonomy places the organism in Eukaryota, Metazoa, Chordata, Actinopteri, Salmoniformes, Salmonidae.